ACGCGUCUGCUUCUAACCAACUUACUCAAGGAAGAACCUGCCUUGUGUCUUAGGUGAGAUCUAUUGUGUGGGGGAAAGGUGAUUUCGGUAUCCUAUUAUAUCCAGUUCAGAGAGAAAAAGAGACUUUAAUAUGUGAAUGGUUUUCACAUUGCUGAAUUUGUAGCAGUAAAACAUAUAUGAUGGCUUUCAAGUCUCUCUGGAACAGACGCUGGCUCUCCACAGACACAUACAAACCACCUGAAAAAGAUGAGCAUGUGAUGGUUGCAGAUUCUCUCCUGUCAGAGCUGGAGUUUCAUAUACGUGAUAUUGAUAAAAGGAAUCGAGAUAAGGAGGAUGAAGAUAAACGCCGUACAACAGGAGUGGAUUACUCUUGGCUAGUCAGUGUUACACCGAAAACUUAUGAAGUACCUCAGCUUGAACGUUUGGAGCUGGAGGAACUAUGCUACAAGGUGUCGUCUACUGAAUGUGGUAAAAUCAUCUCACUGUUUCGAGAUGCUGUGCUUCGUGAACGACCUGUUCGGGAGCUGCCAGGUGUGAUGAGAUCGUGCGUUCUACAAGUCAUUGAACAACGACCGAGGGAGGAAACCCUCUCUGAAUGGGUUACAAAAAGGACUAUGAGUCUCACAAGUCUUAAACUACGACCAAAUCCCAAAGUUGCCCCCAGUUCUGGGAUUGAGGAUGUCGAAAUGCAAGAAGGUGUUCCCAGAGAAACGCGUGCUAUGAGCAUGCCUGACUUUAGUGUGGAGAGAUCUACAACAUGUACAAUGAGAUUCUGAUUUCCUGAAUCAAACCUUUUUAAACAACACUCCAGUCAUAUGCCUUGCUCAAGAGAUCAAUAUGUAUUUUGUCCAUUUGCCAAAUAUAUUUAUCAUGAUCUUUCAUGUUAUUUGUUUCAAAUGAUACAGCUAUAUGUCUACACAGUUGUUUUUGAGCAUUUUGUUUAGGCAUGUACAAAUAUGUUUCUUAUUUACUAUAAGUAGUAUAUGAAAGUAUUGAACAGUUGUCUCCUGGAUCAAAUAGAAAUUACAAUAUGUUCUUAUUUUUUCAAUAAGGAAUGAAGGAAGGUUCUUUCAUAGUGCCAAAAGUUUUGAAAGACAUCAUGAAAAGAUGAUGAACCAGACAAGCCAACUUCAACCUUGUGUUUUGUUAAGAUUGUGUAGUAUUUAAGUUCGAACUGUUAUUACCAUGUUGGUAGACUCAGUAAAAUCCUCAAUAUGCAUCUUACAAAUUCAAAGGGCAACAGAAAGUUAAGAUAUAUGUUAAUUAACCUUCUCAUCAAGUGUCACACAGAACAAAAAGGCUUUCAAAACAGUUAAGUUUUUAUGACAUUGGUUGAUAUCCAUCUGAGGUGUCCUCUGUAUUUCAGUUUUAGUAAUGGUACUGGAGAAUGAUUUAUGAAAAUUUUAUAUAGAAAAACUUAAAUUAUCUGAAUGGCAUUCUUGUGUCGUUGGCAUGAUCAGUCAUGUUAAGAUUGGAAAAAUAUCAACAGUUCAACUUCAUGUGAUGCCAUGACAUGUGUAUCAUGUAAACAUUAUGAAGAAUAUGUGUAAUGAAUAAACAUUAGUAUUCAAGAAAUGUAAUAGUGGAUGUAUCCUCUGUCAUUGUCUAUUACCAAGUAUUUGUGUUCUGCCAUGCUUAAGAAUAAGAUGGUUUCUCUUACUUCUUCCGUUUUGCUAGGUAACUGUCUGUUUAAAAUAUUGUAUCACAAUCUCCCAAACUGAUGAUUAUGAUACCAUCUGUACCCAAACUUCAUUGAUAUCGUAAAUCAUGACAAACCUAGGUUUCGAGAUGUAUGAUCCAGACAGUAUUUAGAAUUUAGGAUUAAAUCAAAGGGUCAUUGUCAAGAGUUCAUGUUCAAGAUGAAAGGUUUAAGAGUACCUACAGUAUAUAACACUUAUCUAUGCCAUUUUUCAGACAUUUCAAUUUGUGCCUUCAGUGAACCUGAGACCAUGUUUCUAUGUAAUUAGGUUUUAUAUUAGCCAAGAUAUUGACAUUGACAUAUGUUAAUCAGAAAGCAAAGUGAUGUUUUAAACAUUUUCUGUCAAAUUUGCUAGGAAUGCCUAUUUGCCCAAGCCAAUUCUGCCUUCGAUUUCUGACGGCUAGAUCAACUGGAAGAUUUUGUUCACAUGAGACAUCUAUAAAUACAGACAUAAUAGAUAAUAAUUAAACAUGUAACAAUAAUUAAACAUGUAACUGUAUCAAAUGACGGGAAAUUCUGCUUCCAGUCGUCUAAGUCCCGAUUUCAAGGUGAUAACCUUAUUUUGAAUAUUUUCAGCAUUUAGCAAAUAUUAGGCUGGAUUAUAUUUGCUCUUCCUGUCAUUCAUAAUAUUUGUUGUUCAGCUUCACACUCAGUAAUAUUCCAGCUAUAUGACAACAGUCUGUAAAUAGCAUGUUUUUACUGGACAUUCCAAUGAUUAACACUAUGAGCAUAGAUCUACGCAUUUAGGAUACAUACAUCAUCCAAGUCAGGGACCCAGACCACACAAUCCUGUUUGUUAUCUCUUGGAGUGGAGUGUUCAAGACCAGUUCUCAGAUCUUCACGGGUCUCAAAAUACUUGUAGUUAGGUAUCACCAUGUACAUUACUUAAGAUAAUGUCACUGUUUUUUCAUCAGCCUUAAUAGGCUUAUCUAUGAUGUCAUUAUCAAAAUCACCUUAGAAUGUGCAAUAAUCGUUCAUGCAUCCAAUGGCUAGUGAAUAUAUUUAAUAUAAAUCAUAACUGUAAAGAAAAUGUGAUAGUAUCUGUAGCAUCCUUAGUCAUGUCAGCAUGGUGAGGGACCUAGUAUUUAUUAUUCUGAGGUUGGUGGAGUGGUGGAUAUUUGUUGGAUUCAUGUUGUGUUUGUCACUUACCAUAUAUUUUCUCUAAGAGAAAGAUUCGAACAAUAUGUUGUGGACGCAAGCCAAUUUUGUUCAAGACGUUCAGUAUACAAUUAUAUAUAUUUUUAGAAAUUUGAGGCAAAAUGAUUUGUUACCACUAUUUUCUGGAAUAGUAUUUUUGUCGUGGGAAAAUUGUGGGUUCGUAGAAUAUCAAAUGGUUGUUCUUUCAGUGAUAUAGUACAAAUGUAAAACAAUAUGUUUUACAUGUUUUGAUAAGUGAUGACUUGGGUUUGAUAAAUGUAGAUGGUGUAGUACUUGACACAUCUUGAGUACUUAAGUAUGCAACUCGAUGUGUCUGUUACAACAUGUAUGUUAUUGAUGUUAAUAUUCUUGUUAUGUAGCCAUGGUUACAUCAUGGACAUGAUGUAGUAAUAGUUUCCCUAGAGAUGUUCAUAAAGCUGAAGAGCUAAACAAAUCCCAGAUAGUAAUAUAAUACAAUACAUGAUACUCUACAUGUUGUAUUUGUCAUAUCAUAGCAGUACAACUACAAGCUGGUACUGAUCAACAGUUUAGUUCAUAUACACUGUUUAUGUCAAGUGGAGUAUGAUAUGUAGAUUGCUUCAUGUAUUCUAUCAAGACAAAACAUUUGUUCUUCCUACUUCUUAAAGGCAUUGUCAACAAAGAGUAUGAAAACUAUUAGUUAGAAAUGAAGAAUUUCAGGGCUCAAAUCCUGCAAUAAACAGUUUCAUUUCAGGAUCUGUGUCAGUAUUUCAGAUCAGUUCUCUCUAAAACAUAAUCUGUUUGUCGUACAAGUAUUUCUGAGGAUUGUUUUGUUUUGUUUGUUUUAUCAGUAAAACUAUUAUUCUAUUUAAGAAUGGCCAAUCAUAAUGAGCAAAAAUAAUUUUAAAAAGUCUUCUUUUUUGUUGUCUUACAUGUACAUGGUAGGGCAUGAGCUAUGUGAUCGUUGCCUUUUUGUGGGAGAAGCUCAAAGCUCCCUUUGAACUAUGUUGAUUCGAUAUCUGACAUAUUCACUUGUUAUGUUCACAGUGGUUAAACAUGUCAUAUACAUGUAUUUUGGUGGACUGCACUUUUCUGAAUCUUUUUGAAUAACAUCAAAGGCAUUACAUGCAUCAGCUUUUAUCAUGUGUAUGCAACAUAGGAAGUCGAUAUGAAUAGUCAAUAUUUUGUGAUUUUGAUUUGAUGUAAAUCAUUCCUGCUUUACAAUUCUACCAUUUUGUAUUUACAAAGUUUAUCAAUUGAUUAUUCCCUCCAUUUGCCAGAUCAGUGUUGCUUGGUUUACAAUAUUGUUUGUAUGUUUACUUGUAAAUUAUGUUUUCUUUAAACAAUUUGCAUUUAUAUUUUUGUCCUAUAUUUUUCUUUUCACUAAUCCCUAGUAUGUUCAAUACGUUUCCCAAGUUAUUCUGUAAUAUAUUUUGUCUAUUUAUACAAUAUUUUGCUUGCCAAUAGAAACCACAUAAGCUUGAUAUAUGCAUGCAUUGUUUUUGUAACCAAUACUAAUUGUUUUUCCUUCCGAGUAAACACAAUCUGAAUUGCAGGUUGAAGGGACUUGACCAUAAGGUGAAUUGCAGGUCUGAGGCACUUGGCCAUGGUAUGAUAAAUUGCAGGUCUGAGGUACUUGGCCAUGGUAUGAUAAAUUGCAGGUCAGAGGUACUUGGCCAUGGUAUGAUAAAUUGCAGGUCUGUGGUACUUGGCCAUGGUAUGAUAAAUUGCAGGUCUGAGGUACUUGGCCAUGGUAUGAUAAAUUGCAGGUCUGAGGUACUUGGCCAUGGUAUGAUAAAUUGCAGGUCUGAGGUACUUGGCCAUGGUAUGAUAAAUUGCAGGUCUCAGGUACUUGGCCAUGGUAUGAUAAAUUGCAGGUCUGAGGUACUUGGCCAUGGUAUGAUAAAUUGCAGGUCUAAGGUACUUGGCCAUGGUAUGAUAAAUUGCAGGUCUAAGGCACUUGGCCAUGGUAUGAUAAAUUGCAGGUCUCAGGUACUUGGCCAUGGUAUGAUGAAUUGCAGGUCUAAAGUACUUGUCCAUUGUAUUCUUUAUUUGUAGUGACUUAAACCAUUUUCACACACAUGGAUAACAAUCAAGAAUGUACAAUAAUCUGUAAUCAUUUGGGAAUUCCUUGAAAUGAAAUAACGUUUGCAGAACAAUGGAAGUUGCAUCAUUCAGUGUCAUCAUUCAGUUCACACACUUUCAGAUAUUUUUGGCCCACGUUUUGAAAAAUAAUAAUGACUGAAGGAUUGUGCUUACUUCAAGUCAAACUUCAUAUCAAAUUGUUUUAAUGUAAAGUGGAAACUGAUAAACUCUUUUCUAAUAAGGAUAUGCCAAUAGGUUUUGUCUAUGUUCUGUUACUUGACAUGUUUGCCAUGACAAAAUGUGAUAUUUGCCUUGCUGUCACCAAUGAAAUUGGUAGUAGGUAUUCAUUGCCAGUUCAAAAGAUACAUUUACCCUCAGUCAUUGUAAUCAGUAUGGAUUUCCUCAAUAAAGAUGUUUCUUUUA
Molecule: messenger RNA, 5323 nt
Organism: Haliotis rubra (blacklip abalone)
Lineage: Eukaryota; Metazoa; Mollusca; Gastropoda; Lepetellida; Haliotidae
Product: protein RD3-like
Exons: 7
Coding region: 177-776 (199 amino acids)
Source: RefSeq, a predicted model, not a curated record